AGCACUGGGGUCACUGCAGCAGCGAUGCCAGAGACACAGCACACAGCAGACAUGACAUCAUGGAGCGAGGCAAACUUCGAGGAGAAGUGUACUUAUAUCGUCAAGGACCACCUUCUGGAGGAAGAGUCGGAAAAAAACAACGGCAACACACGAGCGGAGAGAUCUUUACCCAGAAACCUGGCACUGAAACGCUGCCACAACUCUGCAGAGGUGCUUGGAGUGACCAGUAAGGAGCUGAUUCCUAAGGGAACACGUUUCGGCCCUCUGGUGGGUGAAAGCUACACCAAUGAAACGCUGCUGAAAGACGCUGAUAGGAAGUACUUCUGGAGGGUCUUCUCGGACGGCCGUUUACACCACAUCCUGGAUGGUUUGAAGGAGGAGCGCAGCAACUGGAUGCGCUACGUCAACCCAGCCUGCACAGUGGAGGGGCAGAACCUGGUGGCCUGCCAGAGUGGGUUGGAGAUCUUCUUCUACACCAUCAAACCACUUCAGCCGGGCCAGGAGCUCCUGGUGUGGUACUGCUCAGAAUUCGCCCAGCGCUGCAACUACCCUCCACUAGGUCGACUGGCUAUUAACAGUAUUGAUCAGAGUCAAGCUCAGGAGAAGAUGACAGUGAAACGAGGACACAGCGUCUCUGAAAUCCUCCGAGAUGAGCCUUCCAAAUCCCUGACUGCCUGUCCCAGACGUCUGGAUAGUCCCUUGUCUCAGACUAACCACCCAGCAGUUUUCCCCCUGUGUCCCCGUGUCGUCUACCCACUCCAGCCCCACUCAGAAUCCAUCCACGGCCAUAGAUAUGCACCUCUGCCCUCCUGUAGCCCUCCAGCUGCCAAAAGACCAGCUCUAAGUAAUCCCGUUCCCUCCAGUUUGCACUUCAGCCUUCAGCACAGUCAGGCUCCUGUCAUAGCCAAACCUUUCCAGGAACCCAGUGUGCCGGAUCGAGUCCAUCCUGCUCUGAGGCACUCACCCUACCUACUGCCUCACUACUCACUCGGCCUUAACAGCAUUCUACCUCACGCGUACCCGCUCUACAGAGAUCGACUGAAACCUCACUAUCAUUCGCUGCCUUUUGACGGCUAUGCACGCUAUCUCCACCCUCUGGCCAACGGACACAAAGACUUGACACUUGCACGAUCCAACAACAACAAACAAGACCUCAUUCUUUCUCCAACCAGUGAGCACAGAGACAACAAAAACCUCAUAAUCCAAAGGACAAACUACCUCAGGAUCCCCUCAGAUGAUUUCAAACACUCUCCUCCCAGAAACGUUCACGCAGACCUCACUAUACCUGCAGCAUCCAGCGCCUCAUCUAUGGUCACCUCGCUCCGCAGAGCACUGCCCCUCUCGCCCGGAGGAUGCUCGCCACCAGUGGGAAUGGGCGCCUUUACAGACUGCCCCCCUUCCAAACCUACAUCUGCCACUCAGAGCAACACUGAGGAUGCAAUGGACCUCAGGAAGACCAAACAAGGCGGACAGGUGAUUGGGUACAAGACCCUGUCUUACCCCCUCACCAGGCAGAAUGGAAAGAUCCGGUAUGAUUGCAACGUCUGCGGGAAGGUCUUCGGCCAGCUGUCCAACCUCAAGGUCCAUCUGCGAGUGCACAGCGGGGAGCGUCCCUUCAGGUGUCAGACCUGUAAUAAGAACUUCACUCAGCUGGCCCACCUGCAGAAACACUACCUGGUUCACACUGGAGAGAAGCCUCAUGAAUGCAAGGUGUGCCAUAAGCGCUUCAGCAGCACCAGUAACCUGAAGACCCACCAGCGGCUCCACUCAGGUGAGAGGCCGUACCAGUGCAAGCUCUGCCCGGCUCGCUUCACCCAGUUCGUCCACCUCAAGCUCCACAAACGCCUCCACACCGGAGAGCGGCCUCACCGCUGCCCUUACUGCCCCUGCGCCUAUCUCCACUACUGCAGCCUGCAGGUGCACCUGCAGGGCUUCUGCCCUCUGGCCCCCUCAGCCUCCCACAGACACUCCUCCCUGGAGGAGCUGCACCGGGUCAACGCCGAGAUCGAGAGGUUCGACAUGAGCGAGACGGCGGAGCAGCUGGAGGCCAUGGCUGCCGGCCGACGAGAUGGACAAGGGGAACGUUAUCGACCUGAUAAAGAAGUUGGAGACCCGUACCUCUGAAGGAGGGCAGACUGAACUCAGCAUCUACAAACCAGCAAAGGAGCGUUCUGCUGUUCAGCUGCGUCACGGCAGCCCUCUACCUCUGCAUUCAACCAGCAUCAAGCUGGAGUCAGGCUGCAUAUCAGAGCCCUAAAACAGUCUUGCUA
Centropristis striata (black sea bass) is the source of this 2270-nucleotide messenger RNA. RefSeq names its product PR domain containing 1c, with ZNF domain (gene prdm1c). Gene Ontology annotation, biological process: cell fate commitment; regulation of transcription by RNA polymerase II. Gene Ontology annotation, cellular component: cytoplasm; nucleus. Gene Ontology annotation, molecular function: histone deacetylase binding; DNA-binding transcription repressor activity, RNA polymerase II-specific; RNA polymerase II cis-regulatory region sequence-specific DNA binding. Lineage: Eukaryota; Metazoa; Chordata; Actinopteri; Perciformes; Serranidae. The record is from RefSeq and is a predicted model, not a curated record.